This is a messenger RNA of Pistacia vera, 2404 nucleotides long. Its product is annotated as receptor-like protein 1. NCBI's taxonomy places the organism in Eukaryota, Viridiplantae, Streptophyta, Magnoliopsida, Sapindales, Anacardiaceae. The record is from RefSeq and is a predicted model, not a curated record. Gene Ontology annotation, molecular function: protein binding. The transcript is spliced from 3 exons. The coding region runs from base 57 to 2309 and encodes 750 amino acids.
AUGGCAUCUCAGAAGUUCAAGGUCCUAUUAAAUUCAAGAAUUUAGAAAGUUUAUUUAUGAACGGGACUACUUUUAACAAUAGCUUUCGUCAAAUCAUCAGACCGAUAACUACUCUAAAGAAGUUAUCAUUGCAGAAUUGUAGACUCAAUGGCACAUUACAUGAUCAAGGUUUGUGUGAGAUGAUGCAUCUAGAAGAGUUAGACAUUAGCUAUAAUGCUUUAAGGGAUACACUGCCUCCAUGCUUAGCCAAUUUGACUUCUCUUCAAUCAUUAGAUAUAUCUUCCAAUCAAAUUAUUGGAAACAUCUCUUCAUCUCCCCUUAAAGAUAUGACAUCUAUUAGAGUCCUCCGAAUUUCAAACAACCUCCUCCAAAUCCCAGUUUCACUCACACCACUCUACAACCUAUCAAAACUCAAAGAAUUCGAGAGCGAAAAUAACCAGAUGUAUAUAGAAAAAAUGCCACAUUCUCUGACCCCAAAAUUCCAAUUAAAUUCCAUCACUUUGGCUGGUUAUGGAUAUGGUGCUACAUUUCCAAGAUUUCUUUAUCAUCAAUAUGAUUUGCAAAAUGUGAAUCUCUCUCACAUCAAAUUGAAUGGAGAAUUCCCAAAUUGGUUGAUAGAGAACAAUACAAAAUUGGAAAGACUUUAUCUAUCAAAUAAUUCUCUUUCUGGGCCCUUUUUAUUGCCAACACAUUCUCACAUGAGUUUAACAAUAUUCGAUAUCUCCAUCAAUUCCUUCAGUGGACAAAUUCCUAUUGAAGUUGGCGCAUUUUUCCCGAGGCUACUGCUAUUAAACAUUUCCAGAAAUGCUUUGAAUGGUAGCAUUCCCUCUUCUUUUGGAGACAUGAGCUCAUUGCAAAUUUUGGAUCUAUCACACAAUCAGUUGUCUGGUGAAAUACCUGAGCAGUUAACUUUAGGUUGUUUUUCACUAGAAUAUCUUGUGUUAUCAAACAAUAGUUUGGAAGGUCCUAUAUUCUCCAAAAAAAUUAACUUGACAAGCUUGAUGAGGUUACAACUGGAUGGCAAUAACUUCACUGGAAAGAUCCCAGAAGUGUUGUCUAAUUGUUCUUUAUUAGAAGGAUUGUAUUUCAGCGACAACCAUCUCACAGGUAGAAUCCCAAGAUGGUUAGGGAAUCUAUCAUUGUUAGAAGAUAUUAUAAUGCCUAAUAACCAUCUAGAAGGUCCAAUUCCAACUGAGUUAUGUCAACUUGGAAAUCUUCAAGUUUUGGACCUUUCAAAUAAUAGUAUCUCUGGGAGUUUACCAUCUUGUUCAAGAAAUUUAUCUAUCAAACAACUUCACUUGUCUAGGAAUAUGCUGCAAGGACAUCUAAACAAUUUAUUCCUUUAUAGCCCUUCCUUGGUUACAUUAGAUCUAAGUUUUAAUCAGUUAUACGGUAGCAUUGCAAAAUGGAUUGACAGGCUAUCUUCCUUAAACUACCUUAUUUUAAAGAAUAAUAGUUUUGAAGGUGAAGUGCCAACUCAUUUGUGUAAGCUAAAUCAACUACGUUUGAUAGAUCUUUCCCAUAACAAUUUUUUCGGUCAAAUUCCUUUUUGCUUACUUGAUAGAGAAGAUAGUGAUGCUAAAGCUCCAACUUCAAGUUUUGCUCCUGCACCAGAUGGAGGUGGUCCGAGGGGAAAAGAGGAAACUAUUCCGUUCACAACAAAGAAUGUAUCGUACUUAUACGAGGGAAAAGUUCUCACAUACAUGUCCGGAAUUGAUCUUUCUUGCAAUAAGCUUACAGGUGAGAUUCCUUAUCAAAUUGGAUUGCUUACAAGGAUUCAUACAUUGAAUCUUUCUCACAACAAUUUGACGGGAUCAAUCCCAAUGACAUUUUCACACCUUCAGCAAAUUGAAAGCUUAGAUCUUUCCUACAACAAUUUGAAUGGGAAAAUUCCUCCUCAAUUGGUAGGAUUGUAUACUUUGUCCUUCUUCAGCGUGGCAUACAAUAACUUAUCUGGUAAGACUCCUGAGAUGAAUUAUCAAUUUGCAACCUUUGGAGAAAGUAGUUAUGAGGGGAAUCCUCUUCUUUAUGGACCGCCACUUCCCAAAUGUGAUGCAAAUGGAUCAUCAUCAUCAAUGCCAAGAGCUUCAACUGAAAAUGAUGAAGAUAACAAUUUCAUUGACGUGGAAAUCUUCUAUAUCAGUUUUACGGUGUCCUACAUAAUUGUGCUCUUAGGAAUUGCUACAAUUUUGUACAUAAAUCCUUAUUGGCGACGUGCGUGGUUUUAUCAUGUCGAGAUGUGGACAACCUCAAGCUACUAUUUUGUUGUAGACCAUCUCCCUACGCCAUUACAUCUUCGAAGAAUGUAGUUUAGUUAUAUGUACGUUUCUUAUAUGUACUUUUCUUUUCCAAUGUUCUCUAAUGAAGCUGCAAUCAUGAGGUUAAUUUACUGGAACUUCGCAUA